Xenopus laevis (African clawed frog) is the source of this 1370-nucleotide messenger RNA. RefSeq names its product ficolin-1-A-like. The transcript is spliced from 11 exons. Bases 1 to 1248 code for a protein of 415 amino acids. The record is from RefSeq and is a predicted model, not a curated record. NCBI's taxonomy places the organism in Eukaryota, Metazoa, Chordata, Amphibia, Anura, Pipidae.
AUGAGUAUUUGUACUGCAAGUAGAACCAUGACUGGGUGGGUGCAGAGCUUUCUCCUCAUGGCGGCCUCUGUACUAUCCAAUGCAGAGGAUACCUGUCCUGAUGUGAAAGUGAUUGGCGUGGGGGCCUCAGACAAGCUGACCAUUCUGCAAGGAUGUCCUGGGAUUGCUGGAGUACCAGGACCACAAGGACCCACUGGCCCUGCAGGAGCAAAAGGAGAUGCAGGAGCCCCUGGGAUUCAUGGGAAGAUGGGACCCGCUGGCUUAAAAGGAGAACAAGGAAAUUCUGGGCAAAGAGGGCAAAAAGGUGACAAAGGGGAUCCAGGGGUGCCAGUUCCAGGGACUGCACAAAAUUGUAAGGAAUGGCUGGAUCAGGGAGGUACAAUCAGUGGCUGGUACACAAUAUACACCCCCAAUGGGCUUCCUCUCUCUGUGCUCUGUGACAUGGAAACUGAUGGAGGAGGAUGGAUAGUGUUUCAGAGAAGAGCAGACGGUUCAGUGGAUUUUUAUCAAGACUGGAAUUCAUACAAGAGAGGGUUUGGACGCAAAGAGAGUGAAUUUUGGUUGGGGAACGACAAUCUCCAUCUCCUCACAGCAACCGGGAAUUUCCAGCUCCGAGUGGACCUGACGGAUUUCAGUGACAAGCGCACUUAUGCCUCAUACAGCAACUUCCGUAUCCCUGGGGAGUCUCAGAAUUACACCCUGAGUCUGGGGGGUUUCACAGGAGGAGACGCAGGUGUUUCAGAGAAGAGCAGACGGGUCGUGGAUUUUUUCAGAGACUGGAAUUCAUACAAGAGAGGGUUUGGUCACAAAGACAGUGAAUUUUGGUUGGGGAACGAUAAUCUUCAUCUCCUCACAGCAACAGGGAAUUUCCAGCUCCGCAUCGACCUGACGGAUUUCAGUGACAAGCGCACUUACGCUACAUACAGCAACUUCCAUAUUGAUGGGGAGUCUCAGAACUACACCCUGCAUUUGACGGGUUUCACUGGAGGAAACGCAGGUAACGCCUUAUCUGAACACAAUGGCUAUUCCUUCAGCACUAAAGACAGAGACAAUGACAUUUAUGAGGGCAACUGCGCCCAGCAGUUCAAAGGAGCCUGGUGGUAUACAAGGUGCCAUCUGUCCAACCUGAACGGACUCUACCUCCACGGAGAUCACACCAGCUACGCCGAUGGAGUUAACUGGAGUAUGGGCAAGGGGCUAUAUUAUUCCUACAAGGUUUCGGAAAUGAAGUUUCGCCCCCAGCUUUAAGGAAGGGAGGUUGCAUUAGAUAACAGCAGCCAUUCGGCGAUACUGUCCAAAGAUAAGUUUAAAACCUCCCAGGGAACGUUUUAACUGGAUAAUCACCAAAUAAAUGUCUGUUUCCAAAGCAA